AAAUAAGAAAUCCGACCAGUGCCAUACGGACGUAGAAUGCACCACACGUAUUCGGCCGCCGCUGCCUGUUGCUCCGUGGUUACCGUGUAAACACAAUAAUAAAAGCCGAUAUUCUUUGUCGUCGUCGUAAAUAGGCGAAGAGUACGCGCACGUACAUAACGAUAUUCUAUUCUUUAUAUGCAUAUAAAUGUGAUAUUAUCAAUAUUAUACACGUAUACACAAUAUAUAAUAUGUUAUAAACCGUUUUUCGUUAGCAUUGUAUUAAUUUUACGUUUUCGCGGAGAAAAAUUGUUAAAAUAAAAUUUCUGUCGUUUUCCGAGUGCAUGUGUGUGUGCGAUUUUCGUCUGCGUGCCGGUCCGAUUUGCCCAAAAUAUAAGAACGGAUUAUACACGUCCGAGAUCCGAGGCAAUAUGUGGAACGGAGCGGCCGGUCGCACGGGAAGCAGAGACUCGAUGACUCAGUGAUAGUUUCCGCAAAACAGCGGAAUAAACCGCCGUCGACGGAUUACCGACACGGCACACAGCAGCACCUGAGCAGUACUUAGCUGUCUUAGCGACGGUGGGUGUCACCGUGUACACACACCACAUAACUGAGGGGAUAGUCACAUGUCAUCCGCGGUGGACGGACAGCAACAACAACAGCCGCUGGCCGGUGGUUCGCCGCCUAUGUCAGUGGUGUUGGCGCAGCACUGCUGCAAAGAAGAAUCAUCGCCGGGCGUAUCGCCGCCGCACCCACAGACCGCAAUGUCGCCGACGACCGUCCAAGACAUGCCGCCCGAGAGCACGUCACCCGUGAUGCUGGCCACCAUGCAACCAGUGAGCGUGGACGAAUUCCAAGCGUCUGAUUACCACCAUCAAAACCACCACCACCAGCAGCACCACCACCACCAACAGCAGCAUCAGCAACAUCAACAACAACAACAACAACAACACCAUCACCAGCAGCAGCCGGACGAUCCGCUGGACCAGAAGACUGUCAUUUACAUACCGGGCACAGAUCCGCAGCAGACCAUCAUCUACGAUCCGCAGAACCCCGAAGGGUCGUUGCCACCGGGCAUCACGAUCCAGCAGGAUCCGGCCAACGGUUCAGCAGUGUCCGUGUUGGUCCAGGGGCAAGCCGGACACCACCAGUACCUGGGAGCGCCGGGUACCACCGUGUUGGUCAUGCAGGAAUUGGUCGACGACAUGGGUCACAUAUUGCACAGGAGACGGCGGGGUAGCUGCAGCGAGGACGACGAGGUCACCGGCGCCGUUGUCGACGGCGACGGACAGCAUCACCACCGCCGGCGACACAAUCAUCACCGCGACGACGGCAUGGCCGAUUCGGACACGAACGGUGGUGGUGGCGCCGGGGGAGGAGGAGGCGGUGGCGGGGGUGGCGGCGUGGUCGAACAACCCGCCGAGCCGGGUGGCUGGAGGCAGUCGUACUACGAGCACCCGCUGACCGCCGCCACGUCAGCCAUGCUCAACAUUUCGGGCGGCGCUUCCGGAGACGAACAGGGCCAGCAGUCGGGCCAGGGACAGGGCCAGGGCGGUGCACCACUCAGUUUCGUCUACGAGUAUUACAAGCUGCCGCACCUGUCCGACUCCGUCAAGGACAAGCAUCUUGCCGACAUAUGGCCAACGACAUCUUCACCGAAUGGUUCGCUGUUACCAUCGCAGUUGAAACCGUCCAACGGACUUAUCGGCACGGGUCCAGGAGGACUAGAAAUCGGCGCCGGACACCUGGGCGAUUUGCAGGGACUCUUCUUGCACCAGCAACCGCUUAAGCGGGAGCCCGAGGACCUGAGCCAUCACCGCGGUGGCGGGCCACCAAACAAGGGUAACAACAAUGCAGACGGUCUGAAAACGAUCGGAGGACGUCCAAAAGUGGUGUUGGUCGCGCCCGGUAACAACGGCAAUCAGCAGGACCAACAGCAACAGCAACUGGUCGUGGACGUCGUAAACAACAAUAACAAUCAGCAAGCGAACAAUAACAACGCGGUGGGCGGCGUGAAAGAAGAGUACGGCGGUGGACACCAUUCGCCGCAGCACAACAGUCGGUCGAUAAACGGCACGCCGUCGUCCACGUCAUCCCUCAUCACUGAGAUGAACCCGCCGCCGCCGGCCAUAGAGUUAAUAGCCACGCCGGAUGGCCUGAAGCCCAUGUACGGCACGCACAUAUUCACCACCAUGACCGGACAGCACGCCGACAGUGGUACGCCGUCCCCCAACUCGUACGAACACCAGCAGUACACCACGUCGUCUGUGCUGUCUGGCGGCGGUGGUGCCGGCAACCCAGGUGGCUACAUCACCACGUCCGGUGGCCGGACCCCGUUCGCCGACCCAUACACUUACCGCGAGUACUUUGGCGGCGCCGGUGGAGGCCCCGAACCGGGCCCGUACGGCUCGCAGAUCGGCGCUGGCGGCGGUGGCCGGCAGACCGCGUCCUCCUACGGCGGCGAUGCCUCCGACCCUGGCGCCGUGUCCAACGCCGCGGCCACCGCGUCGUUUGUUGAACGGUACGUCCGACAAAGCUCGUACCACAACAAGGGCGUUAUCGCAGCAGCCGGGCUCACCGUCGACCUGCCGUCGCCCGACAGUGGCAUCGGCGCGGACGCCAUCACACCACGUGACCAAAACGCCAUCCAACAGUCUUUCGAUUACAACGAGAUGUGCCAAACACCUAGCAUGUUGGGCGAACACCAAGCACAGCGGACGCCCACCGGAGGACGGUCGAGACCGUGGCACGACUUUGGCAGGCAAAACGAUGCGGACAAAAUACAAAUACCAAAAGUAUUCUCCAACUAUGGGUUCCGCUAUUAUUUGGAAUCCCCGAUCUCUACCAACCAGAGGCGUGAAGACGACCGGGUGACGUACAUCAACAAAGGCCAGUUUUAUGGCAUUACCAUGGAGUACAUACCAGACCCAGAUAAACCGCUGACCAGUCAAACAGUCAAGAGCGUGGUCAUGCUGAUGUUUAGAGAGGAGAAAAGUCCAGAUGACGAAAUCAAAGCGUGGCAGUUUUGGCACGGCAGACAGCAUAGCGUCAAACAACGAAUACUCGACGCCGACACGAAAAACAGUGCCGGCCUGGUGGGAUGCAUCGAAGAAGUAUCACACAACGCCAUCGCCAUUUAUUGGAACCCUCUGGAGAGUCCGGCAAAGAUCAACGUCGCCGUGCAAUGUCUUAGUACGGAUUUCAGCAGCCAAAAAGGCGUAAAGGGUUUGCCGCUGCACCUGCAAAUCGACACCUACGAAGAACCGAGAGACGGACCUGUGUACCACAGGGGAUAUUGUCAAAUCAAAGUUUUCUGUGAUAAGGGAGCCGAAAGGAAGACCAGAGACGAAGAGCGGAGGGCGGCCAAACGGAAAAUGACUGCCACGGGUCGCAAGAAGAUCGACGAACUCUAUCAUCCACCGUGCGAGCGUUCCGAAUUCUAUUCGAUGAGUGACCUCAACAAACCGCCGGUGCUGUUCUCACCCGCCGAGGACAUUGACAAGCUGACGUCGAUGGAACUCCAGGGAUUCUAUGGGCACGACACGGACACGUCCAGUCUGUCGAACGGCGAACCCGGUUCGAUGAAGCAUUCGUCGCCUUUCCUGUUGCACUCUGGCGUGGCCAACAAGCCAGCUGGCACGACGACCACGCAGACGCUCAAGUUCCACAAUCACUUCCCACCGGAUACGCACAACGUGUCUUAUUACAACAGCGAGAAGAAAGAAGUGCUGGACCAGAGUGGACUGACCACGGACGGUACGGUGUUCUCGAGUCCGCCCAACAAGCGAACGAAGCUACAGGUGCCGCCCAUCAACGAGCGAGUGAUGUUGUACGUGCGGCAGGACGCCGAGGACGUGUACACGCCCCUGCACGUCAUACCGCCGACGACCCAGGGACUAUUGAAUGCUAUUGAGGCUAAGUACAAAAUUUCUGCUUCCAGCAUUAGUAACAUGUAUCGAAAAAACAAAAAAGGGAUUACGGCCAAAAUUGAUAAUGAUAUGCUCAAAUAUUAUUGUAAUGAAGAUUCAUUUCUAUUGGAAGUCAGACACGCCGAAGAAAAUGAGAACAUGCUUGAUAUUAUACUGAUUGAAUUUAUGGACCGUUAGUGGUCCAAUCAAAUUGUUUUUAAAAUGAAAAAAAAACUUCAAAAUUCCUAUCAUUUACCAAGCUAUGCUCAUUUCUUUACUCAACAACAUAUUUUGUUUAAGAAAUAUGUGAAAUUAUUCAAGUCGAUACGUUAAUAUUAUAUAGUUUUAAAAUAGUGAUUAGAUCUUAAUAGGAUAAUGUACAUAAUUAUAAUAUUAUAGACUAUGUUUACAUUUAAUUUCCAUAUGAACAUCCAUGACGUUAUAUUUAUUGUACUUAAGUGUUAGAUUGAUGACACUAUUAUAUGACAAUAGUUCUAAAAUUUGUGCACACCUUAUGCUCAGUCAAUUUAAUUUUAAGUUGUUUAAUGAAACAGUAUUUUAGAGAUUUAUGUAAUUGGUCUAAUAAAUUAAGAUUAUAAUACAUAGAUAAAUACUUUUAUUUGUAUACAUAUAUUUUUUAUUAAGUAGUGAUUACUAUUUUGCAAGCAUCAAAAUUGAAUUGAAUGUGAUACAAGAGAACAGUUAUAAACUUAUUUAACUUUUGAAUUGUAUUGUAGCAUUAUAUAUUUCAAUUUGAUCAAUUAUGAUUUACAAAUUUUGACUGUAAAGUAUUCAAGACAAACUCUUUUGCUCAAUUUUUAUUUGAGGAACAAUUUAGUUUUAAAUCAUCAUGACAAUACAUUUUAUCAAUAUUGUUUAAUCGUUUAUAUUUUUGCUCAUCAAACGUUGUCAAUGGUAUAUCUUUUUGUUUUGUUUUUUUUUUUUUAAUCGAGGGACGAGGAUACUAUUAUUAUUAUAAGUAAACGUAGAUCAAAACAUAUUUUGCCAUGUUACUUCGAAAUUUAUAUUUUCAAAACGUUUUUUUGUACUUAUCUUUUUUUUUUUUGUAAAUAAAUUUAUUUUUAAUUAUUACGAAAUAAAAUAUAUUAAUGUAGAGUUAAUUAGUUUUAUGUACUUAAAAGUAUUAUGUUUUGUUUUUUAUUUAUCUAUUGUAAUUAUAAGUUCAAGUUAAUUCGUGUUAUAUUUUAAUUUUACCCAAAUUUAUAUCAAAUAAUUAUGUUAAAUGUAAAUAAUAUAAAAUGUAACGUAAAACAUUCCAGUUGACUUUGAAUUGUUGCUCUAUUUAUUAGUAAAACGAUAUAUUUCUUGCCAUUUAUGUUUAAUUUUAUUAUUUUCAAUCAAUACAAAAUGUAUCUAUCUUGAGAUCUGUUAAGUAAUAAUGUAAAGUGGUCUUAACAUCUAAAAUUGCCAAAAUUAGUAUCAUUUAUAGUAACUUUGAUCUCAUGUUGCUGGUUGUUCAAUAUAAGACGUUUUUUUUUUAUCAAAAUUAAUUUUUAAAAGUAUUAAAGUAUUUAGUUAGUAUUGAAUUAAAUUAAGGCUAAACCCAGUACGCAUGACAAUUUUUUUGUGCAAUUUUUAAGCUACAAACAUUUUCAUUAUCCAAUAAAAAUUAUUAAUAAAUGUAGCCCAAACAGAGUGCCAUUUUUAUUUAUUUUUUUAUACUAAAUGAUUAUAUGACUUUGAAAGACACAUAUGUAGCCACUUAUUAAACCCACACAGUUUAUUAUUGUAAUAAUCAUACUAUUUAUUUUUAUUUUUAUUUUUUUUUUUGUCAAUACUGCCAAUACUAAAUAGUAAUUGAAUAACAUGUUUAUUAUUGUCUUAACCAUAUGAUUGUCAGAAAUAUAUAUAUUAUAUAUAAUAUAUGUUUAUAUAUAUAUAUUUACGAUAUAAUUAUAAUAUAUUUGUAUGUUCAA
Metopolophium dirhodum (rose-grain aphid) is the source of this 5824-nucleotide messenger RNA. RefSeq names its product protein grainyhead-like. The transcript is spliced from 15 exons. Gene Ontology annotation, cellular component: nucleus. Gene Ontology annotation, molecular function: RNA polymerase II cis-regulatory region sequence-specific DNA binding; DNA-binding transcription activator activity, RNA polymerase II-specific. Gene Ontology annotation, biological process: regulation of transcription by RNA polymerase II. NCBI's taxonomy places the organism in Eukaryota, Metazoa, Arthropoda, Insecta, Hemiptera, Aphididae. Bases 606 to 4085 code for a protein of 1159 amino acids. The record is from RefSeq and is a predicted model, not a curated record.